AAUUCUUCCUGUCUUCUUUUCAACAGGAAUAGAUUCAGACCAAAAGAUCCCCAUGUUCUCCAAUCAUAGCACACUUUCCAGGCCUGAAAUAGAUGGCGGGUCCACCCCCACCACCUCCACCCAGGUCUUCUACAUCAGUGUAAGCGUCUGCUGCAUUGUUAUCUUCCUUGUGGCCAUAAUCCUGGCUAUCCUACACCUGCACAGCAUGAAGAGAGUGGAGAUGGAGGACAGUGUGAGUGACAGUGGAAGUUCACAGGGCCGUCUCAGCCGUCCACCCAGACCACACAGUACCUGAGGGCUGACACUCCAAAU
Molecule: messenger RNA, 312 nt
Organism: Thalassophryne amazonica
Lineage: Eukaryota; Metazoa; Chordata; Actinopteri; Batrachoidiformes; Batrachoididae
Product: tyrosine-protein kinase RYK-like
Exons: 3
Coding region: 53-295 (80 amino acids)
Source: RefSeq, a predicted model, not a curated record